Molecule: messenger RNA, 255 nt
Organism: Oikopleura dioica
Lineage: Eukaryota; Metazoa; Chordata; Appendicularia; Copelata; Oikopleuridae
Source: the annotation of a GenBank genome assembly
AUGUCGAUUUUUUAUAGCUACGCAGACGUUUUAGCUCCCCUAGUUUUUGGGUUGAUUGCUUCUUACGCGCUAUACAAGACGACAUCUGCUGGAAAUCAAUUCGGCAUCUACAUUCGAGUUGAAGCAUCUGAUGUUCUUCGCUCAGAAGAUCUUGCCUCAGACUUUGAAUCCGAGUUGGACUUUGACUGGGACUCUGAGGGAGAAUUUGACUCUAUAGAAAAUCCUGGAGAACGAGUUCUUCCGAUUGAGUUAUGA